AUGGCCAUCUUUGGGUGGAGAGCAGUACACAAUCUUCUUCCUACUCGUGCUGCCAUUUCAACUAAAGGGUAUUCUGGUGAUCUACGUUGUGUGGUUUGUUCUUCUGCUGUGGAACAUUUAUUCUGUCAGUGCAACUUGACUCGAGAGAUCAUAGGAGCUUCCCCUUUUUUCAUCCAACUUUCUUCUUUAUCAUGGAAAGAAUGGUUUUUGGAAAGAGUCACUUCUAUGACAUUGGAGUCCUUUGAUAAACUGCUUGUGUUGCUAUGGAGUAUUUGGAAAAAUAGGAAUGACAAGCUGUGGAGGGACCGGUCUCAAACGGGGCCUAGAAUUGUGGCCUCUACUAUGGCAUGGUUCGAUGAGUAUUCCCGAGCUAAUCGAGUUUCUGAGGAUACGGAUCGGAGUCAACCUGUAAGCCGGAAAAAGUGGACUGCACCAGUGGAGGACGUCCUCAAAUUGAAUGUUGAUGGAGCCUUCCUUCCUUCUAUUCCAUAUGGGGGUACAUGUGGAGUUAUUAGGAAUGCUCAGGGUCUUUUCAUUGCUGAAUAUUCUUACAGGUCUGCUUUUUAUGGUUUGGAGCUUUUGCUAGCUGUGAACAUCACAAAGGCAGUGGUAGAAAGUGACUGCUUAGUCGCGGUACAGGCCACAAAGUCUCUGGCUGAUGACUUGUCCGACUUGGGAGCUUUGAUAUCAGAAAUUAAAGGCUUAGUGGCAGCAGUAGGGGAAGUUACAGUUUGCUUCGCGAAUAGGCAAGCAAACAUGGUUGCACACCGCUUAGCUAGCCAUAGUUUUGAUUCAAAUAUCCGUUUGGAUUGGUUUACUAAUGCUCAAGAGUUUAUACUGGAUGACCUUAUGUACGAUCAUCAUCGUAUUUAG
Molecule: messenger RNA, 873 nt
Organism: Rosa rugosa (rugosa rose)
Lineage: Eukaryota; Viridiplantae; Streptophyta; Magnoliopsida; Rosales; Rosaceae
Exons: 2
Coding region: 1-873 (290 amino acids)
Molecular function (GO): RNA-DNA hybrid ribonuclease activity; nucleic acid binding
Source: RefSeq, a predicted model, not a curated record